UUCCUUUGUCGGAGGCCGCGCCGGGGGGGGCGGAGGGUCCUGCCGGGGCUGUGCAGGCUCCCGCCAGCCGCGCCCCUGCCCGCUCACUCCCGCCCUUCCCCUCCUCCGCGGGGCGGGGCGCCCGGCGCUCCGGCGGCGGCAACAGCGAUCAGCAGCAGCGAGCAUGUCCUCCAGCAGGGCCAAGAAAGUGAAGAUGGCCACCAAGUCCUGCCCGGAGUGCGACCAGCAGGUUCCUGUUGCUUGUAAAUCCUGUCCCUGUGGCUACAUAUUUAUUAGUCGAAAACUCUUGCACGCCAAACGUGCUGAGAGAUCACCACCAAUCACAGAAAACAAGAGUGAAGCCAAAAGAAGACGGACAGAGAGAGUUAAACGAGAGAAGAUAAAUUCUGUGGUAAAUAAAGACUUAGAAAAUCGAAAAAGAUCCAGGUCUAACAGCCAUUCAGAUCAUAGCAGACGAGGGAGAGGAAGACCUAAGAGUGCCUCAGCCAAAAAGCAUGAGGAAGAAAGAGAGAAACAAGAAAAAGAAGUUGACAUGUAUGCUAACCUUUCAGAUGAAAAGGCCUUCGUAUUUUCAGUGGCCUUGGCGGAAAUAAACAGAAAAAUUAUCAAUCAAAGACUUAUUCUGUAACUUGUAAGCACAAUCUGAUGCAUUUCUAUGCAGAAUGGCUAGCAUAUUUCCAAGGUGUUGUGGACUCUCAAAAAGUGUCUUGUCUGCACCAACGAGGACCAUAGUAUUUCCUGUUAAAAUUCUUCUGCUGUUCUUGGGAAUCGCAUUCUGUCUCUACAAGUCAGAAAGGAAGUGUUCACAAGAUUGAGCUAUGAAAAAUCAGAAAGCAGAUUUGUUUUACACCUUGAAGACAAAUGCUAGACAAAUGCACAGAGAGACUGUACCCAUUCCAGAGCACUUCUUUUAAAUUUGCUGCCAGAAAUGCAAUAUUUUAAAUAUUUUCGGAAAUAAAUGAUUUUCCUUUAAAAUUAUAUAUUUCAGAUUUUUCAGCUAUAUUGCAGUUUACAUAUGUACAGUUCACAUAUCUUUUUAAUAAAUUGAUAUUCCAAUA
Molecule: messenger RNA, 1058 nt
Organism: Calypte anna (Anna's hummingbird)
Lineage: Eukaryota; Metazoa; Chordata; Aves; Apodiformes; Trochilidae
Gene: HDIP1
Product: chromosome 11 C16orf87 homolog
Exons: 4
Coding region: 164-628 (154 amino acids)
Source: RefSeq, a predicted model, not a curated record